This is a messenger RNA of Candida dubliniensis CD36, 1038 nucleotides long. RefSeq names its product ornithine carbamoyltransferase (gene ARG3). Gene Ontology annotation, cellular component: mitochondrion. Gene Ontology annotation, biological process: L-citrulline biosynthetic process. The transcript has a single exon. Gene Ontology annotation, molecular function: amino acid binding; ornithine carbamoyltransferase activity. The record is from RefSeq and is a predicted model, not a curated record. The coding region runs from base 1 to 1038 and encodes 345 amino acids. Lineage: Eukaryota; Fungi; Ascomycota; Pichiomycetes; Serinales; Debaryomycetaceae.
AUGAUGUCUUCAGUUAGAACUAUUACUACAACUAGAUUAUUAUCCACUACUCCAAUCAAAGCAGCAGCAACUUCGCAAACACCACGUCAUUUGAUCAAUAUAGCUCAAUUGACCAAUGAUGAAUUUUCUUCAUUGAUAAAUAAAGCUUAUCAAUUCAAGCAAUUGGUCAAAUCAGACAAACCAUCAAUUGAAAAUCAUCAAAAAUUGUUGGGUAAAUUAGUUGCUUUAUUAUUCACAAAGAGAUCCACCAGAACCAGAAUAAGUACUGAAGGAGCUGCAUCAUUUUUUGGAGCUCAACCAAUGUUUUUAGGUAAAGAUGAUAUUCAAUUAGGCGUCAAUGAAUCAAUGUAUGAUACCACAAAAGUUAUCAGUUCAAUGACAUCGUGUAUUUUUGCUCGUGUCAAUAAACAUCAAGACAUUUUAGAUUUAUGUCAACAUAGUUCAGUUCCAAUUGUUAAUUCAUUGUGUGACAAGUAUCAUCCCUUGCAGGCCAUAGCUGAUUUAUUGACCAUAAAGGAACAAUUUGGUGAUAAUUUAAAGGGGUUAAAAUUAACAUGGAUUGGUGAUGCUAAUAAUGUCAUUAAUGAUUUAUCUAUUGCUUGUUUGAAAUUAGGUAUAAAUGUAUCGAUUUCAAUACCUAAAAAUAUCACAUUUGAUCAGGAUGUGGUUGAAAUAGCUGAAAAAUUAGCUAAAGAACAAAAUUUGAGUUUUGAAAUUGUUAAUGAUCCUAUAGUUGCUUUGAAUAAUGCAAAUAUUGUGGUCACUGACACUUGGAUCUCUAUGGGUGAAGAAGAACAAAAAUUGGCUAAAUUAAAACAAUUUGAAGGUUAUCAAAUUACUCAAGAAAUGUGUAAAUUAGGUAAAGUCAAUUCGAAUUGGAAGUUUAUGCAUUGUUUACCUAGACAUUCUGAAGAAGUUGCUGAUGAUGUGUUUUAUAGUGACAAUUCAGUAGUUUUUGAAGAAGCAGAAAAUAGAUUAUAUGCUGCUAUGGCUGUGAUUGAUGGAUUUGUCAUCAAUAAAGGUGAUUUAUUGAAAUAA